Messenger RNA from Zophobas morio, 665 nucleotides. RefSeq names its product protein FAM210B, mitochondrial-like. Gene Ontology annotation, cellular component: mitochondrion. The coding region runs from base 184 to 591 and encodes 135 amino acids. The record is from RefSeq and is a predicted model, not a curated record. The transcript is spliced from 6 exons. Lineage: Eukaryota; Metazoa; Arthropoda; Insecta; Coleoptera; Tenebrionidae.
GGUAAAGAAAAAAAGUGCUUCGAAAAUUCUCUUUUUAGUUACUUACAAUAUGAACAUAACAACAAUAUUCUCAAUCGGUAUUUACUGAAUGCUUUUGCUUCAAAAGUUGAAAAAAGAACGCUUUCCGGAGAAGUCGCAAACUCUGUAUCCUCUAAUAGUUUGAGUUCUAAAAUUAAAGCUUUAAUGAAGCACUAUGGGUUUCUAGCUAUUGGAACCUAUAUAAUACUCGACAUUAUUUCCUUGACCGGCUUUUACGUGCUUGUAAAAUCAGGUGUUGAUGUGGAGGGACUUUUAGAAUCAAAAGGAAUUCACGUUAAAGAAAUUUCUUGGCUUCCUGAAGGUAGUAGCACAUUCGUGAUAGCACUUACCGCCCACAAGUUAUUUUCCCCUCUAAGAAUUUUCUUGUCUCUUGCUAUUAUACCGUCCGUAGCCAAAAUAUUUCAAAAGCUGGGCUUAAUAAAGCUGGCACCAAAACCCACCUUAAGGGAAGUUCGAGAAAAUGUUAAGAAAAAACUCUCUGCUAAUAGCCUACGGGCCAAAGAAUUAUACCUGAAAAGAUGGAAAAAACAUCGUCGUGGGAAACAUCUAUAAUUUAGAUGUGAUUUUACCUAAAAAAAGUUACUUCUUUGCCAACCCUAUUCAAUAAUAAAAUAACAGUUAAUAGA